AACCCCGCCCCCACAUACUCCAAUUUCUUCUCUCUGCGUGGAAGUGUAGGUUUUGAAAUUUCUGUUCAGGCGACGGAGACGGCGGCGGCGGAGGAAGACUCUACCUUCUUAGAUAGAUUCAAAUAGGGUUCCCCACAGUCCAAAAAUCUACGAGCUUUUCAGCGUUUUCCCUCAUCAAUGGCUACUUCACCCGAUAAAUUACUGAAUGAAGUAGACGAAGAAGAUAAGAAUUUCGAAGAGCUUGGAAUUGAGCCUCGCUUAGUUCGGGCACUCACUAAAAAGGGUAUUGAGAAACCUACUCCUAUUCAACAAGUUGCCAUCCCGCUUAUACUAGAAGGUAAAGAUGUUGUUGCUCGAGCGAAAACUGGUUCUGGUAAAACCCUCGCUUACCUUCUUCCCAUGCUACAAAAGAUUUUUUCUAAUACUGUUGAAGAAAAGAGGCUUGCUCCUACUGCGUUUGUUCUUGUUCCCACUCGGGAAUUAUGCCAACAGGUUUAUUCGGUGGUGCAAUCCUUAAUUGAGUUUUGCCGGGUGCAAUUCAGAGUUGUUCAGUUGGCAAGCACUAUGACUUCUUCUGACAUGAAAACAGUCUUGGCUGGAAUUCCUGAUAUUCUGGUUUCAACUCCGGCUUGCAUAAGAACGUGUUUAUCAGCAGGUGUUAUUCAACCAAAAUCUCUUCAGGAUUCGCUUUCAUUUCUGGUGCUUGAUGAGGCGGACCUUCUUCUGUCAUAUGGAUAUGAAGAUGACCUGAAAGCUCUGGUUACCCAUGUCCCUAAACGUUGUCAGUGCCUUCUUAUGUCUGCCACUUCAAGCUCUGAUGUUGAAAAGUUGAAAAAGCUUGUUUUACACAAUCCCUAUAUUUUGACUUUACCUGAAGUGGGAGAAGGAAAUACUAAGGAUGAUAUAAUCCCCAAGAAUGUUCAGCAAUUCUGGAUUUCGUGCGGUGCUCGCGAUAAACUUCUCUACACUCUUGCUCUCUUGAAGUUGGAAUUGGUACAGAAAAAAGUACUUGUAUUUACUAAUACUAUAGACGCAAGUUUCAGACUGAAGCUUUUCCUGGAACAGUUUGGAAUCAAGUCUGCUGUCUUAAAUUCUGAAUUACCUCAGAAUUCUCGAUUACAUCUUCUGGAGGAAUUCAAUGCUGGCCUUUUUGAUUACCUAAUUGCAACUGAUGAUAACAAGACUGGAGAAAAGGAUAAUGCAGAGGAGAGUGUUGACCCCAAAAAAAACAAAAGACAGAGAAGGAAAUUAGAUGCCGAAUUUGGUGUCGUCAGAGGCAUUGACUUCAAAAAUGUGCACACAGUUAUAAAUUAUGAUAUGCCUCAAAAUCCUACAGGAUAUGUACAUAGAAUUGGACGGACAGGGAGAGCCUAUAAUACUGGUGCUUCAGUUUCUCUUGUAUCCCCAGAAGAAGAGGACAUUUUUGAAGAAGUAAAAUCUAUUCUUGGAGAAAAUGCAGCGGAAGACUCUACCUUUAUCGCCCCAUUUCCUUUACUCACUAAGAAUGCUGUUGAGUCCUUACGAUAUAGAUCUGAGGAUGUUUCAAGAAGCAUAACAAAAGUUGCUGUCAGAGAAUCAAGGGCCCAAGAUCUCAGAAAUGAAAUUCUUAAUUCAGAAAAGUUGAAAGCACAUUUCAGUUUAAAUCCGAAAGACCUGGAUCUUUUAAAACACGACAAAGCAUUGAGCAAGAAGGCACCUUCUACUCAUUUGCGUGAUGUCCCAGAAUACUUACUAGACGCUACUACAAGAGAAGCAAGCAAAAUCGUGAAGCUUGCUAGAGCUGCCAUGGGAAAUUCGAACCCUGCUCGACGUAAGGUGGGCAACCAGAAGAAGAACAAUCGAAACAAAGAUCCUCUCAAGUCUUUCUCUGCUGAGGGUGGUGCAAAAGGUGGGAUGAAAAGGAAAGGAAAGGCAAGUCAUGAAGGUCGGGAGAAGAAAAACAAACAGUAAACCCGAUGGAGAAACGCCUGUGAACUGUUUAAUUUAUGUCGUGAGAUCGUGUCGCAAACAAUUGUGUCAUCUCAAUUUUGUCGGUGAAAGAUUUGUUUUGUUUUUUCCUUUUUAUAUUAUAUAGCAAAUUUUCCCUGUAUUCAUUAGUCUUUUUCCAAUGACCAUAUUUGAAAACCUUAUUUUUAUCAGUCAAAAUUACUCUCAUCAGAAAAUA
Molecule: messenger RNA, 2164 nt
Organism: Impatiens glandulifera
Lineage: Eukaryota; Viridiplantae; Streptophyta; Magnoliopsida; Ericales; Balsaminaceae
Product: DEAD-box ATP-dependent RNA helicase 16
Exons: 15
Coding region: 178-1950 (590 amino acids)
Cellular component (GO): nucleolus
Molecular function (GO): nucleic acid binding; RNA helicase activity; ATP binding
Source: RefSeq, a predicted model, not a curated record